AUGCCUGAGAAUCGGCCACCGGCGUCCGGCGGGAUGGCCGGUGUGCUAAAAAGGAUGUGCACGUCUUGUAAAACUUGCAAACUGCGGGAUGAGAAUAUGUACAGGAAUUUUGAUGAUGAAAAGAAGCACUACUUGGUGCUUAUGAUGGGUGAUUUCCGAGAUGCGAUGAUAAUCCCAGAAGAACUUCUCCGGCGUUUCAAAGGCGAGUUCCCAGGAGAGAUCAAGCUAGAAACCCAAAAGGGUGACAUUCACACUAUUGCGGUUGCCAAGAACCAAGAAAAGCAUGUCCUUACACUGGGUUGGAGUCGGUUCGUUGAAAUCUAUGAUCUACACAUGGGUGAUUCCUUAAUAUUAAAAUACAAUGGAAACUCUCAGUUUGAUGUCAUAAUAUUUGAUAACCUUGGUCGAGAGAAAGCAUUGUCGGUUGUUCUGGAUCCUUUUAUGAAUCAGGUUCAAGACAGGCGCAGCGGCACACAUGAAAUUGGGUCUGCUAGAAACCUGGAUGCACCUUGUGGAAGAUGCAAAAGCUAUCUCGAAUUUUACUACAUGAACUUGGAUGAUGAAAAAAAAAAUUUGUCAAUGCUUAUGAUGGGUGAUUUUCAAAAUGAGAUGAUCAUCCCAGAAGAAUUUGUUAAGCGUUUCAAGGGCGAGAUCCCAGGAAAGAUCACACUUGAAACAAAAAAUCACUGUAGUUACAUAAUUGGAGUAACCAAGCAACAAGAAAAGCUUGUCCUUACAGCGGGAUGGGGGAAUUUCGUUGAAACCUUUGCUCUGCAGAUGGGUGACACAAUAGUAUUCAGAUACAAUGGAAACUCCAAGUUUAGUGUCAUAAUCUUUGAUAAUCUUGGUUGUGAGAAUGCAUUAUCAGUUGUUGUGGAUCCUUUUGUGGCUCCUGCGCAAGAAAGGUACACAAAGCCCAUGGAAAGACAGACACCUACUAGCAGAGUGAACGGGCCGCCGAUGGAGUUGAUGGAGUCACCACCAACGAAAAGACAGAGGCGCCUGCAAUCGGACAAGUCAUGUCAAGGAAACAUGGCUGCAAUAAAUAAUUUCUCCUCUGAAUCAUCUGAAGAAUGUUUCUCCUCUGAAGAUGGCCAUGGAGCACCGGAUGUGUCUGAUUCCAAUUGGACUGUCGGAAAGAAGAGCUGGCUAUCUUCUUUUCAAAAGGAGCAGUUGAAGGAUGGUUACGUUACCACACGUAAGACCAAACUAACUUGGGUUCAGAAGGAGGUGGUGAAGCAGAAGGUCCAAUCCAUAGACUCAGAAAUCCCUAUCGUUGUUACUGUGAUGAGCAAGUCCAACGUUGAUUCAGGAUGCUCUGUGACUUUCCCCAGCCACUAUGUUAAGAAAUAUCUUGGCGGGGAUCCAAACAUGUAUCUUAAGGUGCUUGAUCAGAAAUAUGCAGUGCGGUUUGGUGAGACCUCCCAAGAUAAUAGGCUGAGAAGUGGAUGGAAAAAGUUUGUAGAAGACAACAAUCUGAGGAUGGGUGAUAUCUGCCUCUUUGAGCUGCUGAGCAACCAGGGGAUAAGAACCAUGGAGGUCUAUAUCAUCCCUGUAAAUGAAGGCAAUUGAUCGACAUCCCAUACUGCUGCCGUUGCUGCAUUUAG
Lolium rigidum is the source of this 1607-nucleotide messenger RNA. RefSeq names its product putative B3 domain-containing protein Os08g0325100. Lineage: Eukaryota; Viridiplantae; Streptophyta; Magnoliopsida; Poales; Poaceae. The transcript is spliced from 8 exons. Gene Ontology annotation, molecular function: DNA binding. The coding region runs from base 1 to 1572 and encodes 523 amino acids. The record is from RefSeq and is a predicted model, not a curated record.